CCAGGUCAUAUGAUCCGUCUUCUUCCUGGCUGGCGUCAACUUUCGCACUGAGCGACUCCCAAACAAACGAACAUGGCGGAUUUGGAGGAGCGGCAGAACCUGCUGGAAGAUGAGGACGAGGACCGGCAGACCCCCAGAGGACCCGGCAGACCGAUGCUGCCCAUCUGCGACCCCAGUCACCUGCUGCACCGGGUGGUCGUCCUGGUCUUCAUGUGCUUCCUGGGGUUCGGAAGCUACUUCUGUUAUGACAAUCCAGCUGCACUUCAGACUCAAGUCAUCCAGGAUAUGAAGCUGAACACUGCCACGUUCAUGCAGCUGUACGCCUGGUACUCAUGGCCAAAUGUGGUUCUCUGCUUCUUUGGAGGAUUUCUGCUCGACAGGGUCUUUGGCGUCAGGCUGGGGACUAUCAUCUUUUCUCUCUUUGUUUGCGUUGGACAGGUUAUAUUUGCUUUAGGAGCUUUGUUCAAUCGCUUCUGGCUGAUGGAAGUUGGACGUUUUGUAUUUGGUAUUGGCGGAGAGUCCUUGGCUGUGGCCCAGAACACGUAUGCAGUCAGCUGGUUCAAAGGCAAGGAGCUAAACCUGGUGUUUGGCCUUCAGCUGAGCAUGGCCCGACUGGGCAGCACAGUGAACAUGAACAUCAUGGGCUGGGUGUACGGGAAAGUUGAAGACCUGGUUGGUUCUCCUGGGCACACUGCGCUCGGUGCAUCACUCAUGAUCGCUGCGGUAACCUGCCUGUUUUCUCUAACUUGCGCCUUGGUGUUGGCAUUCCUUGACAAAAGAGCCGAGAGGAUCCUUCAAAAGGAACAAGGAAACACAGGCGAGGUGAUCAAGCUGACAGAUGUGAAAGACUUCCCCAUCACCCUGUGGCUCAUCUUCAUCAUCUGUGUUUGCUACUACGUCGCCAUUUUCCCCUUUAUUGGACUGGGACAGGUGUUCUUCAUUGAAAAAUUCAACUUCUCCCCAGCUGAAGCCAGAGCUGUCAACAGUAUUGUGUACAUCAUCUCCGCCCCUGCAUCUCCAGUCCUGGGCUUUAUAGUUGAUAAGACGGGGAGGAAUGUGAUUUGGGUAUUAAUUGCCGUGGUUGCAACACUCUGUGCCCACAUGAUGCUGGCCUUCACCUUCUGGAACCCGUGGAUCGCCAUGUCGCUGCUCGGUGUCUCAUACUCCUUACUGGCCUGUGCACUGUGGCCCAUGGUGGCCUUUGUGGUGCCUGAGCAUCAACUGGGGACGGCCUAUGGCUUCAUGCAGUCGAUCCAAAACCUGGGACUCGCUCUCAUUGCCAUUGCAGCUGGAGCCCUCCUAGACACCAGAGGAUACCUGGUGUUGGAAGUGUUUUUUUGCGCCUGCGUUUGCCUUGCUCUGAUGGCAGUAGUGACGCUGUACUUUGUGGAUUAUCUCGGAGGAGGAGAUUUGAACCGGUCAGCAUCAGCCAGAGCCAAACUCCAGAAAGAAGCCACUUCAGCCGCAGAAUGAUGAUGAUGAGCGAACACACAUGGUCCUGGGCUUCAGAGCCAGCAAGCUGCACUGUUCACCCCACAGCUUUCAAUCUACUGCCAUGGGGCAGGACUGCGGUUCUGACUCCACCCAGUGAUCUCAUCUGUGGUUCUUCACACCAAAACUGACUGUCUGGCAUUGGCUAUUGCACAACUCCGUGUAAAUAGCUGAUUGCAUCCAUGUCAGGACACUGACAAAUGACACCGGACACCACACUCAUACUGACUUUAUUUCUGUCCAUGUUCACUCAGCUCCUGACUCCUCUGUGUGUCUAACUUCAGCAUGAAGUUUCUUCUGCAGUUAUAGAAGAAAGUUAAGAUGCUUAAAAAGUGUUUUAAAACAUUUAAAUGUCAGAACUGUUAAUCAGAAGGUGUGUCUAGUGGGAAGGUAGAAUUCCUGAUGAAAGUUACUUCAUUUUAUUACAUACUAUUCCAACUCAUGAUAUAGAAUUCCUAUAGUAAGUCAGUUUUUAAAGGUAUAUUGGGGUGACUUUGGGUGUUUUAAAUGCUUUUUAUUCUCUUACUGUUACUUGCCUUAAUGCAGACCACUCAGCAGCUCACUUAUGUGCAUAUCAUCUGUCAGCAUUCACAAUAAUUACCAACCAAAAUCCUCCAUAUUGGACUCUCCUUAGGCACAAUGGGUUCAUCUUCAAUUUUAAUCAUAUGCAUCAUUGACCUUUUAUGGUGGAUAAUCUCAAAAAGAGCAUAGCUCUUUAUUGUUUAAAUCUUUAUUGCUCAGUUCUUUUAUUUCUUAAUUUCUUUAUCUGCUGUUGGCUGAUUUGCGAGGUUCAUAAAAGUUUACUUUCUGUCGCAUCAUCAAAUAGCACAUUACUGUAAAGAUAAGAGAAAUAGAAAGGAGCUCUUUUGAAUGCGUUUAUCCGAGUAAUGACAUUCCCAGUUUCAGGUUUUAUGAACUCCUUCAUUAUUGUGACUUUUUUUAAAGAAUCAGUUCCACAUUUGAAUUAUAUUUUGAAUAUUGUGUUUUGCUCAUACAUCAAGCUCAGGUAAUUAACUUGUUGUUACCCAAAUUAAUACUGACUACAUUUGAAUGAUGCAGCAAAAUACUCAAGCACUCUGCUUAGCUCUCACUGUUCCAGUAAUGUGGAAGCAGAUUUGUGUUGCUGUGCUGAUUUCUGGGUUGCAGACUGUGGAUGAUUAACAUUCACUACCUCAGUGGGGCAAAUGAGUCCCAAUUAAAUUCUUAACAGAACAUUCAACAGAUGUAGGAAGAUGGUCAGUAUAUGAAGGUAUAACGGAAGGAUUGCACAUGAAAAUGACCACUGUGUCAAACGUUUCGAAGCAUGCUGCUCUACUCACCUGUCAAUCAUUUGCACUUUGAGGUAUUGGACAGCAGUGCGGUCUUUGUUUCACUAUAAAUAGUUGUGUUAAACUAUGACAUGUUAUUGACCCAUCUCUGUACAAAAUGAUAUGAUUGUACAGCUGACAGCAGACAUGAACAAACGUCACUUAGAAGUCUUUUUGUAGAACCAAGUCACAUUUGAUACCAAGAACUAUGACAACCAAUAAAACAUUGUUUUUAAAAAAAAAAAAAAAAAAGAAUUUGAAUUCUCAUUUCAUUGCUGCAGUAGCUUUUCUCGACGAUUUCUUUGCUGGUAAGUUAUUUUCUCUGCUUUUUCGCAGCAGAUUGGGUCAUUAAUCCUACUGAAAAUAUUUGCAUAAUUGUGCUCAUGUUGGCUGUAGAGAUGUUCACGGUGGUCACGUUAUUAUUCUUGCAGGAUUAGAAGGCAGCCCAGUAAGAUGACAUACGGUGAGCUUGCUAGACUGAUGCCCAUGUCUGCUUUUGGUUUACGCAACCGGUACCUCUCCAGAUUGGGCACACAGGUAUACAGACGCACACACACACCCUUUAGGAUGAGACAUAACUCAAACAUAAAUCCAUUUAUUAAUUCAUUGAACCUGUAUAAUCUGGACACUGGCAAUAGUUUUACUUAAAGAUUUUUACUGCUGCAGUGCUGCUAUUUCAACUGUGGUCUUUUUUUUCCCUCCCCCUCUUCAUUUAAUCUGCCUUUGUCUUCUCUGCUCUCAGCUCCCAGACCACUACUCUACCCAUCUGUCAUCACUUUCCCACAGGAGUGUUCUGAAAUGAUGCCCUUUCAUUCAGUGGUCCGCUUGGUAACUUUGUGGCUCCAGACAUGUAUGCACUAAAAAAAAAAAAAAGAAAGGACACCCUUUUUUUUUUUAAACAAAAUGUUAUUGCACUUCAAGGUGUUUUAACCUUCACCUGUUCUGGGUAUUUAUAGGUGUAUCUGUUUACUGGCUAAUUUCUAACACGAUAGAUUAUUUUUGGAUCAGUCAUCAGGGAAAGAUGGCUAAAAAAAACAUCAGAAUUAUUUUUUCCCCUCAGGAAUUUGAAUCAUAAAAUUAGACAGAUUUUUUCAUGGUGCAUGAAUGAUUUUUUUAGGGUUUGUUUUAGAGGUGCAACCCUCUGCAAACAACAGAUGGCACCACUUCCCUCAAAUGUUUAAUGCCACCUCUUGCCUCAGCAUCACUGCUUUUUAAUUAAAGCCUUAAACCACCUCAGUUAUCAGUUCCUCGGUUUUGCUUAACUGACAAGUUACUAGAAUAAGUUCUGGUGAUCAAAAAAAGUGGCACAACUGGUGAAGUUUUCUGGUUUGUUGAAUGUUGACAUGCUUUUUAAUAUAUAUAUAUUUAAAAUAAUAAAAUUUGUUAUAAACCACA
Messenger RNA from Acanthochromis polyacanthus (spiny chromis), 4193 nucleotides. It is a transcript of the gene mfsd1, whose product is annotated as major facilitator superfamily domain containing 1. Gene Ontology annotation, molecular function: transmembrane transporter activity. The record is from RefSeq and is a predicted model, not a curated record. The coding region runs from base 73 to 1473 and encodes 466 amino acids. Gene Ontology annotation, biological process: transmembrane transport. Gene Ontology annotation, cellular component: lysosome. NCBI's taxonomy places the organism in Eukaryota, Metazoa, Chordata, Actinopteri, Pomacentridae. The transcript has 16 exons.